Drosophila willistoni is the source of this 5404-nucleotide messenger RNA. RefSeq lists its product as uncharacterized. Gene Ontology annotation, biological process: signal transduction. Bases 282 to 5039 code for a protein of 1585 amino acids. The transcript has 8 exons. Gene Ontology annotation, cellular component: cytoskeleton. The record is from RefSeq and is a predicted model, not a curated record. Gene Ontology annotation, molecular function: protein binding. NCBI's taxonomy places the organism in Eukaryota, Metazoa, Arthropoda, Insecta, Diptera, Drosophilidae.
UAAUUCAUAUUCAAAUAUUUAAACAAAAUCAACAAAAAAAAGUGUCGUCAACGCGCAGUGCAUUUUUGUGAAGCCGCCUACGCCCCACCCUCCACGCCCCCCUCCCCCCCCGUUGGCAAUCAACACGCCCGUGUCGGCGUUUCGUUUAGUUUUUGUUGCAGUGCUUUAUUAUUAUUAUUAUUAUUUGUUGUUGUUGCUGUCGUCGCCGUCGCUGCUGCUAGAAGUGGAGACAAGCGGUGGCGUCCGUUGGAGCCGCAAGCAAGAGCGAAUGUGUUUCGACAAUGUUACUGCCUUCGGGGCGAUCGAAUAGUGAUGUAUAUCCGCUACAAAAUGCCACCAACAAUACAACAACAGGAACAGGAGCAGGAGGAGGAGCAGUGGGCGGAGGAGGCAUAGUGUCCAAGCCUUUGCUACUGACAAGAACAUCAUCACCACAAUUGACAACGCUGCCCAAAUCUAAUGGCUCCAUUACCCAUCAUGCCCCACAAUCCACGCCCACACAAUCCUCCUUUGCGUCUGGCGCCGUUUCAGCCGUUGCUGUAAGCCAAGAAGUUACCGGAUGUCAGUUGGACUCCGGAACAAAGGCGACAACAGCAACGGCAACGGUAACGACAACAGCAACAGCAACGCCAACAUCAAUAGCAGUAGCAACAACCACAUCGGAGGCAACUGUCAACACGGGUAUAUAUGGGCCACUUUUGGGUCACAGUCAUCCUCAGCAUGGCAUGCCCGGAAAUUGGGGCGAAAUUGAUCGACAUUUGGCCAUAAUACAAGAGAAACUCAAGGCUGGCUGGACAGCGCAUGCUGGCAAGGAGGGUCGACUAUAUUACUGCAACCAUAUAGCUCAAACAUCAGGAUGGCUUCCUUCGUGUGAGGAUUGGAGCAAGCAUGAAGAGCUGUCCUAUGGUUGGGAACGUGCCAUAGACUCUAAGGGUCUAUCCUACUACAUCAACCAUAUAAACAAGACCACCACGUAUGAGGCACCUGAAUGUAUACGCUGGGAUGAGCAUCCACCAGAGCCACGUCAGGUUCAAUUGCAACGCAAUGCAAGUCUGGGUUUUGGUUUCGUGGCCGGCAGUGAGAGACCCGUGAUUGUUCGCUUUGUGACCGAAGGUGGUCCCAGCAUUGGCAAGCUCCAGCCUGGGGAUCAAAUCUUGGCUGUCAAUGGAGAGGAUGUGAAGGAUGCUCCGCGAGAUCAUGUAAUACAGCUGGUGCGGGCUUGUGAAACGCAAGUCAAUCUACUCGUUUGCCAGCCCAUGGCCCAUUGUGUUCUACCGGGUCGUAAGUCGACACUUCUGUCCGCGGGCAAGCGAGCCAAACUAAAAACAAGGCCAAGUCGUGUCCGAUUCGCCGAGAGUGUGUGCGUCAAUGGAGCUCCAUUGUUUCCGCCAUCGGCAUUCUCCCUGGGCGAUAUUUGUGUGCCGCCUAUGGCAAAUGUGCUCAAGGUUUUUCUAGAGAAUGGACAAACCAAAUCAUUUAAAUAUGAUGCCACCACCACUGUGCAGGAUGUGGUCAGUUCCCUGUUGGAUAAACUUUGCCUCUGCUGUGGUGAACUCUUUAGUCUGGUCCUAGAACAUGUCAAGAGUCUAAAGCGCAACAAGUUAACUCUCCUUGAUCCCCAGGAGUCGCUAGCCAGGAUUGCCGCACGUCCUGGGGCCCAUAAACUGCGCUGUCUGUUUCGGAUUACUUUUGUGCCCAUUUCGGCUGCCGAACUGGCUCAAAGGGAUCUGCAGGCGUUGGAUUAUUUAUAUAUGCAGUGCUGCAAUGAUGUGAGCCAGGAACGUUUUGCUCCUGAAUUGCAACCGGAAUUAGCUCUUCGUUUGGCCGCCCUGCACAUGCAUCAACAUGCUCUGGCCAACAAUUUCUCGCCCGCCAAGCUAACCGUCAAACUAGUCGAACGCGAGUUCGGCCUAGAACGUUUUGUUCCCGUCACCCUGUGUGAGGGUAUGAAACGAAAGGAACUACGACGUCUAAUAUCACAUUUUCUUAAGUUGAAUGCAGAGAUGACAGGAUCUUCCAGCAAGGUUCUUACCCAGCUACAGGCCAAACUCCAUUAUUUAGAUAUAAUUGCUAGUUUACCCAGCUAUGGAGCCAAAUGCUUUAGCACAAACCAAAGAGAAGGCGUUGAGCGUGUCCUGCUUGUGAGUCCGCGCUUUGGCCUAAGUCAAAUAUCCAGUGCCCGUAAUUCUGUGCCCCAACCCAUCUCAGCGAUUGAGGACUUUACCCAUGUUGUGGUACAUCGUGAGGACGAUGUCACUUGCAGUGUAUCCAUCUUUAUGUUGGGAGAUCGUGCUGUCAAAUUUAUCAUGGAGGAUCGGGAUGCCUGUGAAUUUAGUCUAGUGUUGAGUGGUUACUAUCGUCUGCUAACGGGCAACAUGUUAAAUGUGCUGCGAGAUCGGGAACAUGAUUUGGCUGGCGAUGAUACGGAUAGUGCACCAGCUUUUCUCUCUCAGCACACAGUUCUACCAGCGGGUUGGAGUUAUUUGCUUCCCUUCCACACACGUGCCCAUAGCAUUAAUUUCUUAAUGACGCCACCGUAUCACCCGAUGCCCCAGAAAGCAAUUCUAUCCCAACAACAACAGGCGACUGGCGCCUCUCUGCCCUAUGGCAUGGAUCUGGACUUGCACAGUGUUAUGGCUACCGAACUGCUUGAGGAGGCAGCUAAGGAUUCCGGCUUGAGUGACAGCAGUGGCAGUAAUUACUGUGAAGGACGCAGCACUCAACAUCAUCAGUUGGCAGUGGAGGCCAAGAAUGAGCAGGUCCUGCGGCGAGUACAAGAAUUGCAGCAACUAGUCCAAACCUCUGAACAAUAUCUCAGUGAACAGGAGCAGGGCCAGGGACAGGCCAUAGCCAUGCUGGAGUUUGACAGCGAUUGCGAUAGUCUGAACAGCAGUAAGGUCUCUUCCACCGAAGACUCGAAUGUCAACAGCCUGGCCCUGGGUCCACCAAAUCCUCUCAAGCAUAGCGAUUCAUUGACUUUGCUAGCGGAAACUAUUAAUCAUGACCUGAGUGGCAUAGCUCAGGGUCUAAAUGCGAUACCAGAAACACAACCGAUUUCCUCAUCCGCUCCGGCCACCCCAGCUACGCCCAAGAGAAAGCCUAGUCUGUGCAGCACAUCCAGCCCGAGACCGCAAAGGAAAUUGAAUGGUUUUAGUCAACUCUUGAGUGAUUUGCAGGCCUUGGGCAAUGAUUUCUCUCAGAGCGAAAGUGACUCGGAGUCGGUGGCAUCGCCUGCUCAAUCACCUACAGCCAGGAGACCACAAAUUAUGCUACUUCAGAGUGGUGGUGGUGCGCCGGUGAAGCAACCACUAUCCCAGCGUAGCAGUUUCGGUUUGCACAGUCCGGAUGGCAAUCAUUUUGGUGCCGCCGGUGCCUUGGCGAACGAAACAAAGGAUUACAAUCUAAGGGAAUAUCUGCAGCAGCUGAAGGAAAUCAGCAAUGCCACUUCCGCUGAUACUGAUGUAGCUGCUCGCCAGCUGUCCGAAAUCUAUGGCUUUGAAGUGCGAGAGGAUACAUUCAUUGAGACCGAUACGGAUCUCAUAGAUCUACGUGCCAUUCCACCACCACAAACUCCCGAUGAACUGGACUCGCUGUCACUGAUGAAUGCCGCUCCACCCAAAGGUUUUGAAGGCAAGGCCGAAGAGUUGGAUCAAUUCCUGCAGAAAAUCAUGGUGGCUCCACCUACACAGAAAGCAACUCCCGCCAAGGAACUAACGCCUGAAGAGAUAAUGUCAUUUAUAAUUCCACCACCUCCAAAUCUAGAGAAUCAACAGGAACAGCAGCAGCAGCCUUUAGAAGAACCUGAAUGUCUCUAUAGCAAUUCUGUGCAAGCCAAGCGUGAGUUCUUUCAAACUUUAAACACAAAUGGCACUGGCAAUGGCAUUGCCAACUUUAGGACCAAAGAACCGGAGCCAUCGCAUGUCAUAGAGUAUGCCACAGUGGAGAGAAAGAGUAAAUUCAGCUGUUGUCCCACCUCAAAGAAGGAUGAAACUACCUUGGAAUUGCAGCCACCGCCACGUACACCGACAAGUGGGGAUAUAUCACCACCGCCGGCUCGUCCACCCAAAAGUGCCGAGCUUAUGCAACGCUAUUCGCCCAAAAAGCAAGUGAGGAUCACCACACCCACGACGGCAACAGCAGCGGCAGGAGGAGGAGGAGGAUUGGUUGUGGGAUCAGGUGUUAUUGUGGCCGGUGUACCACCACAAUUACCACCACGCGAUGCAGUUACAGUUCCAGUUCCAGUGACGGUGAGUGCUCCAAAGAAACCCCCGUUGCCGCCCAUUGCCAGUCGCCCACGUCCAGUACCAGUCUCAGUUCCAGUCAAUGGCACGCCCGCGGUCUAUACACCACCGCCCAUACCGGCCACUGCACGUCUGCCCGCCUCCCAGCAAACCAAUCACCAACUCCACCACCAUUACCUUCACCAACAACAACUACAACAACCAGUGAUACCAAAGAAGCCCCCACAACUGCCGCUGCAGCAGCAGCAACAGCAGCCGCAGCCGCAGCCAAUCUAUGGCGAGAAGCUCUUUAUCAAGAAUGGGCAUUUGAUUGAUGGCGAUGCACUGCUGGCCAAGACCGACAUAGCCAUGGCUGGACUUUUGAUUAAGCUUGACCAAGUAGCUGCUCAAUGCUCAGCUGCCCAGUCAGCGGGUGGCGGUUCUAGCAUCGAUGAAGAGAAGUUCCAAAGAGCGCGCAAUGAACUGACCGAACAGACAUUGGCUUUGGUGACAGCCAGCAAAUUCCUGGUGGCCUCUAUGUCAGAUAUGACGCUGAUUACCCUGCCCGAUCACCUGACCUCCUGUCUUACGGCUAUAAGACGGAUAACCGAAUUGGCCCAAGACAUGACCAGGCAUACAUCGGCACCGCUGCAGACUCGGAACAUUGUACUCAAGGUGCACGAUGUGGCCAGCAGUUUUCGUGAACUUGUUGGAGUGCCGAUUGGCCCGAUCGGUGCCGGACAAUUGGCCCUGCAGGCCGAGUGUCUGGCCAAUGUUUUGGCCACCCUUUUACGAAGUUUAAGGGUCUUUUCGCCAUAGCCCUCGAAACGAAACGAUCCUAACAUAUCUAUAACUAAUCAACUCUCUAUAUAUAAAACUUCAUAUACGACUAACAUUUGAACAAAAUCUAACUAACUAUUUUACAGGUAAAGGUUAACACCAAUGUUAGAGAGUCGUUGGUCUGAAUUCCAAAAUGGAAGCUCAAAAAUAAGGGAUCUAAAAGAGAAUGACUAAGGAAAAUGUAAAAAAAAAAAAAAAAAUAAAACCAAUUUCGAUUUUCACAUAUCCAUCUGGCAUUUUCCAGCGCAAACAUAUUAACUAAUAUACAUAUUAUAUUAUAAUAACUUUCCUUAGUCCGAUUAAAUCGAAUAAAUUUUGUUCUUCUUUGACUUCUCAAAUGUAAA